Molecule: messenger RNA, 909 nt
Organism: Vicia faba (fava bean)
Lineage: Eukaryota; Viridiplantae; Streptophyta; Magnoliopsida; Fabales; Fabaceae
Source: the annotation of a GenBank genome assembly
AUGGAUUUUGCUAGAAAUAAACGAGUCACUGAUCCAUUCAAUGACGAAGCCAAAUCUCGACUACUCGGCGGUAAUUUCGACCAACUGAGCGGCAUCAGCAGCGGAAGCGAACAUUCCGGUGACGCAGAACUCACUUCUUCACCGUCUCUGUCUGAGCUUGUGCAUGAUUUCCUCGAGGAGGAUAUUGAAAACGAGUGUGAUUCAGCGGAGACCGAUUUCAAUUCGAAGCGAGUUGACUCAGUUUCGGAUUGCAUGGACACUGUGGAGGAUCUGCUAAAAUUAAGAGCUGAAAAUGCUGAUCUAGACUCUGACAUGAACAUGCUUCACGUGCAUGUUUCUGAAGCUGCAGUUAAGUUUGCAUUUCUGAAGAAAGAAAGCUUUUCGGUUUUUAAUCGAAGCGUGAUGUCUUUUUUGCGUGAGAAGGGGCACAAUGCUGCGGUUUGUAAGACGCGGUGGGAAUCCUCUGGCGGAUUAACUGCCGGCAGCCACGAGUUUAUCGACGUGGCGCGAUCUGGAUCGUCCACGUGGCAGAGUAGAUACUUCGUUGAGCUUGAUUUCGCCGGAAAGUUUGAAAUCGCACGGCCAACUAGUCGUUACACAGAGAUUAUGAGUUAUGUUCCUGGAAUUUUCAUUGGAACAUCGGAGGAGCUUAAACGCACCGUUUUGGCGUUGUGUGGUGCUGUGAAACUGUGUUUAAGGAGUACAGGGUUAUCGAUACCUCCUUGGAGAAAGAACCGGUACAUGCAAAAUAAGUGGUUUGGACUGUACCGUAGAACCACGAACCCGGUUCAGGGAAAUCCGGUUCCCGCUGUUGUUUCUUCUUCUAGUGGCGUUAAAUGUAGGUUGGUUGGAUUCAACGACGCCGUUUCGGAGACUAGACACAGCGUUUCAUUUGUCCGCACGAGAUAA